UUCUGUCCCAGCCUCCGGACACCUGGGUCCCUCCCAGGCUGGCUUCCCCCGUCCCCGUGCGUGCCAGCGUAGGUGCUGGGAUGGAGGAGGAUAAUCCCAAACAGGAAGGGGCUGCAGGAAGGGAGCCUUAUGGGAUGUCCCAGAACGCUGAGCAGGGAGAGGCCAGCGGGGCUGGACGGCAGCAGGAGACAGAGGUGAUAUCUCCGGAUGAGACGGACAUCAGGGUGGUGACAGAGCACAACCACACCCAGGCUGAGGUGCGCCCGUACAGCUGCUUGGACUGCGGGAAGAGCUUCAGCCAGAGCUCCCACCUGGUUCAGCACCAGCGCACCCACACGGGCCAGAAGCCCUACAAGUGCACUGAAUGCGGGAAGUGCUUUGUCCUCAGCUACAACCUCAUUGAUCACCAGCGCAUCCACACCGGGGAGCGCCCCUACAAGUGCGGCCAGUGUGGGAAGGGCUUCAUCCGGAGUUCCCACCUCUUCCAGCACCAGCGCAUCCACACGGGCGAGCGGCCCUACCAGUGCACCAAGUGCGGGAAGAGUUUCAACCGCAAUUACACCCUGGUGAAACAUUACCACACCCACGUCAGGGAGCAGCCCUUCAUCUGCAGCGAGUGCGGGAAGAGCUUCAGCCUCGGCUCCUUCGCCCAGCACAUCCGCACCCAUACGGGUGAAAAGCCCUACAGCUGUGCCGAGUGCGGCGAGAGUUUCAGCAGCAGUUCCAACUUGAGCCAACAUCAGCGCAUCCACACUGGGGAGAAACCCUACAGCUGUGGCCACUGCGGGAAAAGCUUCAGCCAGAGCUCCAACCUCAUCAAGCACCGGCGCAUCCACACCGGAGAGAGACCCUACAGCUGCCCUGAGUGUGGCAAGACCUUCAACCAGAGCUCAUCGCUCAUGCAGCACCGGCGGAUCCACCGCAGCGAGCGGCCCUACGAGUGCACUGAGUGCGGGAAGCGCUUCAUCGACAGCUCCAAGCUCAACAAGCACCGGCGCACCCACACCGGUGAGCGGCCCUACAAAUGCACCGACUGCGGGAAGGGCUUCAGAGACAGCUCUGCCCUCAUGAAACACCAGCGGACCCACGCCAAGCAGAUCCACACUGGGGAGCGACCCUACAAAUGCCCCGACUGCGGGAAGAGCUUCGGUGUGAGCUCCAACCUUCUCCAGCACCAGCGCAUCCAUUGGGUGGAGCGACCCUACAGCUGUGCCAACUGUAAGAAGAGCUUUGGCCACAGCUCCCUCCUGGCCCAGCACCAGCGCAGGCAUAUGGACGAGAGACCCUACAAGUGUGGGGAGUGCGGGAAGGCUUUUGGGGUGAGCUCGGCUCUGAUCCGACACCAGCGGAUCCACACGGGUGAGAGGCCUUACCAGUGUCUGGUCUGUGGGAAGAGCUUCAACCUUAGCUCCAACCUCUUCACCCAUCGCAGGAUCCACUGGGACGAGAAACCUUAUAAAUGCCCUGAAUGUGGGAGGAGCUUCAGCCAGAGCUCAAGCCUCAGCCGCCACCAGAUCAGCCAUACGGGAGAACGACCAUACAAAUGCCCUGAGUGUGGAAAGUGCUUCAACCAGAGCUCCCUCCUGAUCCGGCACCAGCGGAUCCACACAGGGGAGCGACCCUACAGAUGCUCCCAGUGCUGGAAGAGCUUCCUACGGAGCUCCCAGCUGAAGAGACACCAGAGAGUUCACACUAGGUAGGGGGCAGUGAUUGAUGACUCUCUGUAGCAGUUCUACAGACCAACCAGGAUCACUUGGAUAAUUGGGAUCGUCUCAACAAGAUGUGUUUUAAGACAGUCAAAUGCAAUACUGUACAAUCAGGAAUGUAUUUUGCAUUUACUGAGUGAAGGACUGUAUCCUGGGACACAGUGACUCUGAAUAGGACUUACGGGUCCUGGUGGAUAACCAGUUGACUAUCAACUCCCAGUGUCAUGCCCUAGCUAAGAGGGUAACGUGAUUCUUCGAUCUAUAAACUGAGGAAUAUUGAGUAGCAACGGAGAGGGGGUAUCACCUCUGUAUGCGGCAUUGGGGAGACCAUUGUGGGAGACUGCAUCCAGUUCUGGAAUGCACCCUUCAGAAAGGGUGUUGACAAAGGAGAAAGGGUUCAGAAAAGAGCCACAAGAACAAUGUGAGGUCUGGGAAACCUUCUUUGUAGUGAGCCACUAAAGAGGUUUGAUCUAUUUAGCUCAUCCAAGAAAAGAUGAGUCGAUGACUGGAUCCCAGUACCUACAUGGGGAGGAGAAUUCUGAUAUCAGAAGGUUCUUCAGAGUAGCAGCCAAAGGCUAAAUGAGAUCCAAUGGCAGGAAGCUGAAGGGAGACAAAUUCAGACUGGAAAGAAUGUGUGAAUUUCUAGCAGCGGGGAAAAUUAACCACUGGAACAACUCACUGAGGGAUGUGGUGGAUUCACCUGGAGUCUUUACACCAAGCCUGGACAACUGUAAAAGCUCUGCUCUAGCACUACCAAAAGUUCUGGGCUGGCUGCAGGAAUCACUCGGUGAGGUCCUUUGGCCAGGGUUAUGCAGGAGGUCAGGCCAGGUGGUCAGAAUGGUCCCUUCCGGUUAUAAACUCUACGAAUCCCUCACCCCCCGUCUGCUCAACUGUGGGAAGCAGAGUGUGAUAGAGACACAAAAUGAAGGAGUCACAUAAACGUAUCAAAGCAGGAAGAACUAAGACUAAGAGGCCACGUAGUCCUCGAAGUCAGCAGAUCUGGGUUGUAUUCCUGCCUCGGCUACUGACUGGCUGUGUGUCCUUGGACAAGUCCCUUUCCCAUCUGUGCCUCAGUUUACUCUCCUGCCCUUUCUGUUUUUCCUUGUGAGCCCUUUGGGACAGGGACUGUCCUUGCUCUGGGUGUGUGUUGCACCCGGCACAAUGGGGUCCUGAUCUGGGGUGGGCCUGUGGGUGUGACUGUAAUAGAAGUAACUAAUGAAUUAGGAAGCUUUAGCGUCAUUCACAGAUGACUCUGUCACCUCCUCCUUGUGCUGCUUUAUCCCUGCUGUAAGUGACGUCCCACAACCCAAGCCUGUUGGCUGAGCAAAAUGAGAUCUUAUCCUGAA
This is a messenger RNA of Gopherus flavomarginatus (Mexican gopher tortoise), 3052 nucleotides long. Its product is annotated as zinc finger protein 252-like. The coding region runs from base 81 to 1700 and encodes 539 amino acids. Gene Ontology annotation, molecular function: DNA-binding transcription factor activity; RNA polymerase II cis-regulatory region sequence-specific DNA binding. The record is from RefSeq and is a predicted model, not a curated record. Gene Ontology annotation, biological process: regulation of transcription by RNA polymerase II. Lineage: Eukaryota; Metazoa; Chordata; Testudines; Testudinidae. The transcript is spliced from 3 exons.